AUGGGGUGUACAAUGAGCCAAGAGGAGAGGGCUGCCCUCGAACGAUCAAAGCAGAUUGAGAAGAAUUUAAAAGAAGAUGGUUUGCAAGCAGCAAAAGAUAUUAAAUUGUUACUUUUAGGAGCUGGUGAAUCUGGUAAAUCAACAAUCGUCAAACAAAUGAAAAUUAUUCAUGAAUCCGGUUUCACAGCGGACGACUACAAACAGUAUAAACCAGUGGUGUACAGUAAUACAGUACAGUCUUUGAUAGCUAUACUUCGAGCUAUGAGCAGCUUAUCUAUUGAUUAUGGAGAUAAUGAUCGAGAGGAAGAUGCUAAAUUAGUUAUGGAUGUUGUGGCAAGAAUGGAAGAUACGGAACCAUUCAGUGACGAAUUGCUGGGAGCAAUGAAACGACUUUGGGAAGAUUCUGGUGUACAGACGUGCUUCUCACGAUCAAACGAGUAUCAGUUAAAUGAUUCUGCUAAAUAUUUUCUGGACGAUCUAGAUAGAUUAGGACAGCCAAACUAUCAACCAACGGAACAGGAUAUACUACGAACCCGUGUAAAAACUACUGGAAUUGUUGAAGUUCACUUUACAUUUAAAAAUCUCAACUUCAAGUUGUUUGAUGUCGGUGGGCAGCGUUCAGAACGAAAGAAAUGGAUUCAUUGCUUCGAAGACGUUACUGCAAUCAUCUUUUGUGUUGCUAUGUCAGAGUAUGACCAAGUCCUUCACGAAGAUGAAACUACUAAUCGUAUGCACGAGUCUCUAAAAUUAUUUGAUUCAAUUUGCAACAACAAAUGGUUUACUGAUACGUCAAUUAUUCUAUUCUUGAAUAAAAAAGAUUUAUUUGAAGAAAAAAUAAAGAAAUCGCCACUGAAUGUUUGCUUUCCCGAAUAUACAGGUCGAAAUGAUUAUCACGAAGCGAGUGCUUAUAUUCAGGCUCAAUUUGAGGCCAAGAAUAAGUCAACGAAUAAGGAAAUCUACUGUCAUAUGACAUGUGCAACGGAUACCACAAAUAUACAGUUUGUAUUUGAUGCCGUCACUGAUGUGAUCAUUGCCAAUAAUUUGAGGGGAUGUGGUCUUUAUUAA
Molecule: messenger RNA, 1065 nt
Organism: Enterobius vermicularis (human pinworm)
Lineage: Eukaryota; Metazoa; Nematoda; Chromadorea; Rhabditida; Oxyuridae
Source: the annotation of a GenBank genome assembly